Messenger RNA from Colletotrichum destructivum, 1728 nucleotides. RefSeq names its product Putative SOS response associated peptidase (SRAP). Lineage: Eukaryota; Fungi; Ascomycota; Sordariomycetes; Glomerellales; Glomerellaceae. The coding region runs from base 120 to 1316 and encodes 398 amino acids. Gene Ontology annotation, biological process: DNA damage response. The transcript has 3 exons. The record is from RefSeq and is a predicted model, not a curated record. Gene Ontology annotation, molecular function: single-stranded DNA binding.
UCUACCCCCGGGUUCAACGCCCUUAAUCCCCCCCCCAUUGCUGGAAAACUAAUCUGAUUACAAAACGUCAUAUCAACCAACCAGGAAGACUAAGCAAAAGAAGACCGAGUGUCGCCAUAAUGUGCGGAAGAUAUGCCCUGGCUUUGCGCCCGUCGCAAAUUCGACGCAUGCUGGAGCAAGAACACAUGCCCGUCGACGAUGCACCAGAGGACGAGGGGCAGGGCUCUCCUCGACAGACGUACAACUUUGCGCCGGGUUACCACGGCGUCGUCUAUCGCGCCGACGUACCGGAUCGUGGUGCGGGGCAUCGCAGCGAGCACAAGGGAGACGACGAACAGGACAAGACAGCCACGACGGCAGGAGCCACCGCAUCGGAACCGCCCCGUGAGGAUGGCAAGAUCAGGUACAAGAUGCAAUCAAUGCAGUGGGGGUUGAUUCCCUUCUGGACCAAGCGCGACCCAGGUUACUCGACGCUCUCCAAGACGAUCAACUGCCGCGACGAUUCCCUCAGCACGCCCGGCGGCAUGUGGUCGACGAUGAAGGCGGGAAAGAGGUGCAUCAUCGUCGCCCAGGGCUUCUACGAGUGGCUCAAGAACGGCAAGGAGAAGAUGCCGCAUUUCGUCAAGCGCAAAGACGGCCAGCUCAUGUGCUUCGCUGGCCUGUGGGACUGUGUCCAGUAUGAGGAUGCCGACUUCAAACGAUACACAUACACCAUCAUCACGACGGACUCCAACAAGCAGCUCAAGUUUCUCCACGACAGAAUGCCAGUCAUCCUCAACCCCGGCUCCAAGGAGAUCAGGACCUGGCUGGACCCCAAACGGCACGAGUGGUCCAAAGAACUGCAAGACCUCCUGAAGCCCUUUGACGGCGAGCUCGACUGCUACCCCGUCAGCAAGGAGGUCGGCAAGGUCGGCAACAACUCUCCGUCCUUCAUCAUACCCGUCGCAAGCAAGGAAAACAAGUCCAACAUUGCCAACUUCUUUGCCAACGCAUCCGCCAAACAAAAGCCCAAGGAGGAGUCCAGGGCCGAACACGUGGUUGAGACUAACGUAGAGGUGGAACACUCCAAAGAGGACAAGAAGCAGCCGGUGCCAGACAUCGUCGCCGAAGCGGCUGCAGACGCAGACGGCCAGGUCACCAAGGCAGGGAUCAAGCGGGAGGCUGCCGAGUCCAGCUUGGACGAGGAGCCGCCGAGGAAGUUGCCUUCGAAGACGAGACAGAGCAGGACCAGCGCGACGAGCAACGGGAGUAAAAGCCCUGUCAAGCCGAGGGAUGGGACGCAGAAGAUUACAAAGUUCUUCGCCAACAGCGUGUGAGUGUGACACUACGUCCGGAGUUUAGGAGGUUGGCUCGGUAGAAUGAAGGGACGACGGCAAAUUAUGGAUAAUGUUUGAUGAUUUGGGCGUUUCUGGGCAAUGGGUGAAUAUUGGGAUAGGCAGGUUCUUGCGAGGCGCCUGGUAGUGAAUCAAGAAUAGGGCGAUGGUAGUCUUGCGUUGUGGUUCCGCGAUCAUUCCAUUGGUUGCUUUGCCGCCGUUACUGGUUAUCCUGAACACGACACUCGUGGAAGAUCACAAGCCCAAAAAGUUGAGAUGGCGUUGCUCUGACACGGAAAGAGAAGAAAGUGUGUUGAGGCAUGCCAACCUAGCCCCAGGAGGGAGGAUAAAAACAGACAAAAGGGACCGACGCGAGGAUCGAACCCAGCACCCCCCCCCCCCUCCAAUUUUCUCC